AUGACACAUUUUGAAGGGAGGGAGGAGAUCGAUAGAGAUAUUUUGGCGCAGAUCUUAAGUAAUGUUGAGAGAACCAGAGAAAUAGUGAAUGAAAUGCAAAGUGAAUUCUCCAUGCUCUACCAAAUGGUUGUGUCUCACUCCUCCGCUAUCCAACAACUUGAGUCAAAAGUAAGCGAAAUAACAAAGUAUCUAAUGGAGAGGCAAAGUGAAGAAAUACAAAAUGGGGAAGCAACAAAGGCAAAGAGAAAAAGACAUAAUGUUGAAGAGCCAAAGUCAAAUGAGAUGUUGAUGAGAAAGCCAAUGAAUAACGAUUGUCAAAUUGUUUCUAUACCUUCAACCCUCAUCCAUCCUCCUUUCCAAAAAUUGUCAUUGAGAAAGGGAAACCAUGAUAAACUCAACAAACUUUUUAAUAAAUUUAGCAGCAUUUCUAUUAAUAUUCCUUUUAUGGAGACGUUGCAAGACAUGCCGAGGUAUGAUAAAUUUAUGAAAGAUUUGGUGUCUAAAAAUUGUUUGGAUGAUGAAACCAUAGAGAUUACUCACCAUUGUAGUGCCAUGAUGACAAGUGCGUAUGUUAAAAAGAAGAAAGAUCCUGGUGCUUUUACAAUCUCAUACACUAUCGGUGCCUUCACAUUUGGUAGGGUAUUAUGUGAUCAUGGGGCAAGUGUGAACGUUUUGCCUUAUGCUAUAUUUCACAAAAUUGGAUUGGUCGACUUUGUUAUUGUGGAUUGCCCAAUGGACAUCAAAAUUCCCAUUAUCCUUGGAAGGCCAUUUUUAGCUACCGGGAAGGUAUUGGUAGAUGUGGAGUUUGGGGAGAUGUAG
Molecule: messenger RNA, 819 nt
Organism: Capsicum annuum
Lineage: Eukaryota; Viridiplantae; Streptophyta; Magnoliopsida; Solanales; Solanaceae
Exons: 2
Coding region: 1-819 (272 amino acids)
Source: RefSeq, a predicted model, not a curated record